Messenger RNA from Branchiostoma belcheri (Belcher's lancelet), 2076 nucleotides. Its product is annotated as olfactory receptor 2H1-like. The coding region runs from base 156 to 1301 and encodes 381 amino acids. Gene Ontology annotation, cellular component: membrane. The transcript has a single exon. Gene Ontology annotation, molecular function: G protein-coupled receptor activity. Gene Ontology annotation, biological process: G protein-coupled receptor signaling pathway. NCBI's taxonomy places the organism in Eukaryota, Metazoa, Chordata, Leptocardii, Amphioxiformes, Branchiostomatidae. The record is from RefSeq and is a predicted model, not a curated record.
UAGGGUGAAUAUGAAAAUCAUUUCCUGCGGGCGAGGGCUCUACACACCAGGUUAUCUGCUCCCUGCAUUCUGAAACUGCUGCUGGUCUCAGCUCCACUAGUUUUCCACCAGUGCUCUGUAUCAGAGCGGCAGACUGAAGCUAGCUUGGAAUAGACAUGAUGGAGGCCCGCCCUACUUUGGAGUUUGCCACAGACUUUCCUGAGAGCGACUUCAACUCCAACUACAGCAGCAUGAAUGGGAGCAUGCCCAUGAUAUUUGGGACCUCUCCUUUGGAACAGGCACUGCAGGUUACCUAUGUCACCUUGUCAUACCUUGCUACUCUAGGAGGGAACAUUGGAGUUCUGGUGGUGAUACUGUCCUACAAGCGGCUGAGGAAGCCCAGGUACUAUGUACACUGUAGUUUGGCCUGUUGCGACAUUUUCAUCACCACCGUCUGUAUCCCCACGGUGAUCGUCAACUUGCUGUACCGUGUGAAUGAUCUGGGGUGGGUGUGGUGCCAGGUGCACAGUGCUGUGUACAUGACUAUGUCAGCUUGCACACUGUUCAACCUGGCCAUCAUGGCCAUGGAUCGGUACUAUGUGAUCUGCUGGGCUCUAAACUACCACAACGUCGUCACCACGUCCCGGGUGCUCUCCCUGAUAACGGCUGCCUGGCUAACCUCCAUCCUGUCCGUGGCUGUCUACCAGAUCAUGAGCAGGUUUGCCGACCCCAACCAGUACGUGCCUGACCUCCUCCUCUGCACACCUCGAGUUACCACGGAUUGGGCCAGCCUCAGGUACCAGCUGCCGAUGCUCUGCGUCGCCUCUGCCUUGACAAUCUCAUCCUUUGCUGUCAUCAUUUUCUCCUAUGUGAAGGUCUACCAGCAAGCCAGCAGGCAGCACUCCCUCAUCAAGAGCCAAAAUGAGGGGGAUGAUGUCAAGUUCCUGGAGACCAAAGCCGUUAAAACCAUCACCACUCAUUCCAUCAUAUUUCUCAUCUUCUUUGUAUCCUGGUCCCUCCAUGGGAUAACCAAGCUGCUCCUCGAGAACUGGACAUUCCCCUCAAAUGCACUCAAGGCCGCCAACCGCACAUUUCUGCUUGUUUUCCUGACUAUCCCUUGUUAUUCCAACCCCAUAGUGUACGGCUUUUGUAACGCAGAAAUUCAGGAAGCUUUUCUGGACAUGAUCAAACGGAUUAGAACCAAGGGAAAUGAUGUCUUCAUUGGACAGGGGACCGCCAAUUCAUAUCGUCAAGGACGUGCAAAAAGCUACAGUGAUGAACAAGAUGAAAAUCAAGGUUGUCAAGAAGCAGAACAGGUUUAAGGAAGUACUAGCAAUAUUUGUGCCUACAGUUGGAUCAAUUUAGCAACAGCAGCAUAAUCAAGGAAUGGAACAUUUACAAAUACAGCAGCAGACUAACAGUUGAUGCUUCUUCAGAUUAUUAAACGGCAGGAAUUUGACUUGAAAACAAGACAAUGUUUAUCAUGCUUGCCCUCUGGGAAUAACAAGUGAGUACUUCCAACUUUGUUUAAGACUAUUUUGUCUGGAUAAUUUUCAUAUAAGGCUUUUAAAAUUGAGGAGUACAGCUUGAAGAUAGCAACACUAACUGACAGGGUUUCAGAUGCAAUGUUCUAUGCAUCAUAUACUUAAUCUGAUGAUUAACUUAAUGUAAAAGAUUAUAUACCCCUGGCACAUAAACAACAAAGAAAACAAAGCAUUGAACAUCAAUCUGCAUACCAUAUUAUUGCAAAGCACCCUUAAAAAGCAUACUGGUCAAUGUGAUAUGAAUUUCUGUCAGUAUUUACAGACUGUGACUGCAAAACUCUAUGGAACCAAUUGCCAGAUUGUUACAUAAAUCAUUCUGUUUGCCUUGACUUGGUCACUAAUCAGCUUUUGUCAAGAGAUUGGCUUCCCAAGCUUUUCCUGUUGACUAGAAAUCCUUAGAUGUGGAGAAAUCUGUUAGGCCAGACAAUCUUGAUUUCUUGUCCUUAUAUUGAUUUAAUCUGUUUACUGCAAUUUACAUUGACAGAAUAAGAGAAAUGGGUAAAAACAAUUACCCAAAGCUCUGCCCAUUAUUUCUCUGUGAAGAUAGCAGUGU